AUGGUAAUACAAGGAACAAUUUUCAGAACUAAAGACAAUCUUGAGGAAAUGAAUGAGUGUGCAAAUAAUAAUCCAGACUAUAGAAAGAUUUAUAUAAACAAGAGGGUAGUAGAAGGAAAUAUUAAGAAAACUUUCAUUUCAAUAAACAAAAACAAAGGAGAAGAUCUUUAUAUUGUUAGUAAAUUCAACUAUGCAGAUUUCAAAGAAUAUUUCACCAGUGAGUCUAAUUUCAAUAAAAUUGUACACACUCCAAAUAAAAAGAGAGUCGAGAAAGUUGAUUUGAAAAAAUUAAAACAGACAAACCUUUCAAGUUUGUUUAGUAGAAAAUAA
Molecule: messenger RNA, 330 nt
Organism: Hepatospora eriocheir
Lineage: Eukaryota; Fungi; Microsporidia; Hepatosporidae
Source: the annotation of a GenBank genome assembly